GACAUACGCGUUUUGAUUGGAGCACGCAGACGACAGACUCGCGCCAGUUUUUGCAGUUGGACCUCCAAUUUGUUGUCUCCCAGUGCAGAAAGAAAAUACAUUGUUAAAAAAAUAUAUAUAAUAACUGAUAAGUGACUUAACACAUUGGUUUUAAGUAAAACCACAUUACUCAACAAUCAUGGCGCCUAAGGAUUACUUGGCUGAGAAAGAGAAAUGCAAGAAGUUCCUUCAAGAGUUUUACAGUGAGGAUGACAAUGGAAAGAAGGUCUUCAAAUAUGGAGCUCAACUUGUUUCCCUGUCCCACAGGGAGCAGGUGGCUUUGCAAGUGGACCUGGACGAUGUGGCCGAGGAGGACCCAGAGUUGGUGGAGAGCAUCUGUGAAAACGCCAAACGCUAUAUGGGCCUGUUCGCUGAUGCCGUCCACGAGCUGCUGCCAGAGUACCGUGAGAGAGAGGUGGUGGCCAAGGAUUCCCUGGAUGUGUACAUUGAGCAUAGGCUGAUGAUGGAGCAGAGAGGUCACGACACCACAGACACCAGGGAUCCUCGCAACCAGUACCCAGCAGAACUCAUGAGGAGAUUUGAGCUCUACUUCAAACCGCCCAGCACUGCCAAACCCAAAGUGGUCCGUGAUGUCCGUGCAGACAGCAUUGGCCAGUUGGUGACCGUUAGGGGCAUCGUGACCCGUGCCACUGAGGUCAAGCCCAUGAUGGCAGUUGCCACCUACACCUGUGACCAGUGUGGGGCAGAGACAUACCAGCCGAUUCAAUCCCCCACAUUCAUGCCCCUCAUCAUGUGUCCCAGUCAAGAGUGUGUCACCAACAAGUCAGGCGGCCGCCUCUACCUGCAGACACGAGGCUCAAAGUUUGUCAAGUUCCAGGAACUGCGCAUACAGGAACACAGUGACCAGGUUCCUGUGGGAAACAUCCCCAGGAGCAUGACCAUCUACACCCGCGGGGAGAACACACGCGUGGCCCAGCCCGGAGACCACGUGGCUAUCUCCGGUGUCUUCCUCCCCCUGCUGCGUAAUGGCUUCAGGCAGGCUGUCCAAGGUCUGCUUUCAGAGACGUACCUGGAGUCCCACAGCAUCACUCUAAUGAACAAGACCGAGGAUGAUGAGCUGGGCACAGCAGAGCUGAGUGAGGAAGAGCUGCGCCAGAUCACAGAGGAAGAUUUCUAUGAGAAGCUUGCUGGCUCCAUUGCUCCUGAGAUUUUUGGCCAUGAAGAUGUGAAAAAGGCUCUGCUGCUGCUGCUGGUUGGAGGAGUGCAGCAGGCCCCCAAGGGUAUGAAGAUCAGAGGCAACAUAAACAUCUGUCUGAUGGGAGACCCAGGAGUAGCUAAGUCCCAACUGCUGUCUUACAUUGACCGCCUGGCUCCUCGCAGCCAGUAUACAACGGGCCGAGGUUCCUCUGGCGUGGGCCUGACGGCAGCAGUGAUGCGUGACCCCCUCACCGGGGAGAUGACCCUGGAGGGCGGUGCACUGGUGCUGGCCGACCAGGGUGUCUGCUGCAUCGACGAAUUUGACAAGAUGGCAGAUGCCGAUCGCACAGCCAUCCACGAGGUGAUGGAGCAGCAGACCAUCUCCAUUGCCAAGGCGGGCAUCAUGACCUCCCUCAACGCCCGCUGCUCCAUCCUGGCGGCCGCCAACCCUGCCUAUGGCCGCUACAACCCGCGAAAGACCAUAGAGCAGAAUAUCCAGCUGCCAGCCGCCCUGCUCUCCCGUUUCGACCUGCUGUGGCUCAUCCAGGACAAGCCUGACGCGGAGGCCGAUCUCCGCCUGGCCCAGCACAUCACCUAUGUUCACCAGCACUGCCGCCAGCCACCCACUCACUUCACCCCCAUCGAUAUGAAGCUAAUGAGACGUUACAUCUCCCUGUGUAAGAGGCGACAGCCCGUCAUACCUGAGUCGCUGGCUGAUUACAUCACGGCAGCCUACGUGGAGAUGAGGAAGGAGGCGCGUGUCAGCAAGGACUGCACCUUCACCUCCGCCCGUACACUCCUGUCCAUCCUCCGCCUCUCCACUGCCCUGGCCCGUUUGCGGCUGGUGGAUGUGGUGGAGAAAGAGGAUGUGAACGAGGCGAUGAGGCUCAUGGAAAUGUCCAAGGACUCCCUGCAGGCCGACAAGUCCAGCACCACCAGAGCCCAUCGGCCAGCGGACGUGAUCUUCUCCCUGCUGCGUGAGCUGGCCACGGAGGGUGUGAAGGGCCGGGGUGGGUCUGGGGGCCUGGUUCGCAUGGCAGAGGCCGAACAGCGGUGUGUUUCCCGUGGCUUCACCCCUGCCCAGUUCCAGGAGGCCCUGGAGGAGUAUGAGGAGCUCAACGUGUGGCAAGUCAACCAGGCCCGUACCCGCAUCACCUUCGUCUAAAGCAGGGCUGUUUGAUUCCAGUCCUAGAGGGCCUGAAUACUUUCUGGUAUUUAAUUGUACUCAACUGGUGUCCCUGGUCUGAAUUAGUCCCUGAUUAGGAGGAGAGGAUGAAAACCAGAAGUGUUUCGGCACUCCAGGACUGACCUUGCGCCCCCUUCACCAGCCACAGGCCUUUUUCGCCCAAACCCGGUCAAGGGCUCUGCCUGUGACGAGAUGCUUAAUGGGCUGCUGACUGCGAUGGGACCCCUUAGUGUGUCCCCAUCUACGCCGUUAGAACAAACAAUUAAAUGUAAACAUGCAUUGUGGUUCUUGGCUUUGUUUUGGAAUGGUUAAAUGUUGCUAACUUUUCUUCCUUGGCUAUUAAAUGCUCUUUUUUUAAAAAUGUUAUAUGGCUGCUCUCAAAUAAAACUCUGUAAAUACAAUUAUUUGUUAUGCAAUCUUUUUGACUCAACCUCUUGUAUUACAUAUACAAUGGUCAUUGGAGUAGGCCUUUAGCUCUAGUUAAAUCAAUGCCUGGAGCUGACAUUUUGAGCUUCUGUGUUACAACUUGAAUAUACUUUGGCUAUAGGGGAAUUAAUGGACAAUACUUUCAAUGCGCUCUUAAAUACUUGUACAUUAUGAAUGUCAGUAUUAAUAAAUUCAUGGCUUAACUUGAUUUCGUGGCUUGUUACUCAAUUUCUUAACUUCCUAUAGUUUUGAAAAUCUAUCGAAAGCUUCAUUUCCUAAUACAUCAUGACUUGUGCCACAGGGUUAUUUGAUACAGCAGGCUGCUUACUGUAUGUAGGUCACUGUCCCUCUGACUCAAAUAAUUUUGUUUCUGUUCAUGUGGAAAGAAGAGCUGUAAAGGCCCCUGACACCUGGUUUGUUUUAGGAUCAGUCUUGCUGUGUAGACGGUAUUUUAUGCGUUCGGUAGCGCCUGUCCAUGGUUGUCUCGCCUGUAACUACAUUGAAUAUAAUCAUGCAUGUUUUUGUCAAACUUCUGCAAUAUAGGCCUAUUAAAAUCCGCAAUGCAGGGUAAUGUAAAACUAUUCCGUAACCCUGAGUUGAUAGCCCAGGUGGGACUUGUCCAUAACCCGAUGGUAAUUUAUGUAUGGUCCACUUUGAUUUUUACCACAAUAGGACAGCGUCGUCUCAACGUAAAUUCUCCACCCAGCAACGUGUUCGUUCAAAUCUAUCUCAUCGAAAUUAUACACCUGUCGCAGAAAGGUGCUUAUUUCCUCAAAUACAACAUUCGGCUGCAGGGUCGUGCACAUACAUUUUUGGGGGACGUGUUCAAAGGGCACGCAAUUAUUUUUCUUCCCCACAAGCGCAGUCAGACUCGGUUGAGCAGUUGCAGGAGGGGAAAGCCGCACAAUCUGACUAGACUAUUUUGAACUUGAAUAAAUGCUGCACUGAACAUUGACCAACAGGAUUCCAAUCAAAAUAGACAAUUGUAAAAUACUGUAGCCUUACCAACCCAACUCAAUUUAUUGCCAGUGAUGUAUCCUGUGGUUUUCAAAACGUUUUUGGGCCCCCAACCCCCAAAAAGCAGUGAUAGAAAACGCGUGACCCCCCCCCCCCCCCCCCCCCGUGUGCACACGCAAAUGUAGCUUGUCAUUACAGCCAUACACGGGGAUGCAUUUUCAGAACGCAAGCUAGGCUACAGAAAUAAACUGCGUUUUUACACCUGCAUUUGGAGCUGAAAGUAAUUAAUGUUAGCAGCCAAUUUCAACUAGGGAUAUGUCACUCAUCUGGAGUCCAGAGCAAGCAAAAUCCUAAGUGUGUGUCGGUUGCAGGAUGGAAAGCAUGUUUUGUCUGUACCGCACCAUCACUUUGAAGGGAAAUAUCGUAAUAAAUUCGCCAGAAUGUUACAUCUUCAUCCCAUACUAUUGAAGGCAGUACGAUGUUAAAGCUGCUUAUCUUUAGACAUAUCGCCAGUAGACACCCAAACUAGGCCUAUCUGGAACAGGACAAUUCUCAAUCGCUAGAUUACUAAACUGCAUUGUAUAUGGGUGAUAAACGUAGACCUACUUUGUUUUUGCUAGGCAAAACUGGAGGAACUUUAACAAGUUCUUUCUGGUCACAAAUCUGGAUAUGAGCGCCCAUUUUUCGUGCCAAUUGAUGACUGUUCGGGUCAACAACCAACUUUUUGGUACUGAAGUAUAGAUGAGAAUUUAAGGACGACUUGCGUGCAGUGGGUUCAGAACAACUACAAAAAUAUAGCAUUUUGGGGGAAAUUAUACCACCAACAAAAAGGGCAUUUGGAGACGAAGGGGCAUGUUAAAUAUUGCCCCCAUUGGUGUGAACUUUAGAUGGAAAAAUGAAAUCUAUCAACAAAAAAUUGAAAGUUUUGUGGACAUUUAUUGUGUCCCUCGAAACUAACGGUUUCAUUUGCCCUUUUUAAAAAUUAACGGCUUGGUCGGGGACAGUUCCUCUGAUUUCAACACACUGCACACAGGCUUGUAUAAAAUGUUCAGUUGCAUACCACAUGCUGUUCUAUAUUAGUGUUAUUUUCUACACAUUCUUGGCUUCAUGCUAUUGUAGGCCUAGAUUGCUUGGGUCCACUUUUGGAAAUUCUAGUUUUGCUCUGAUGAAAAGGCUGUAAGGUUUUUUCGCCCAAACCCGGUCAAGGGCUCUGCCUGUGACGAGAUGCUUAAUGGGCUGCUGACUGGGAUGGGACCCCUUAGUGUGUCCCCAUCUACGCCGUUAGAACAAACAAUUAAAUGUAAACAUGCAUUGUGGUUCUUGGCUUUGUUUUGGAAUGGUUAAAUGUUGCUAACUUUUCUUCCUUGGCUAUUAAAUGCUCUUUUAAAAAAAAUGUUAUAUGGCUGCUCUCAAAUAAAACUCUGUAAAUACAAUUAUUUGUUAUGCAAUCUUUUUGACUCAACCUCUUGUAUUACAUAUACAAUGGUCAUUGGAGUAGGCCUUUAGCUCUAGUUAAAUCAAUGCCUGGAGCUGACAUUUUGAGCUUCUGUGUUACAACUUGAAUAUACUUUGGCUAUAGGGGAAUUAAUGGACAAUACUUUCAAUGCGCUCUUAAAUACUUGUACAUUAUGAAUGUCAGUGUUAAUAAAUUCAUGGCUUAACUU
Oncorhynchus kisutch (coho salmon) is the source of this 5430-nucleotide messenger RNA. RefSeq names its product minichromosome maintenance complex component 7 (gene mcm7). The transcript has 15 exons. Gene Ontology annotation, biological process: double-strand break repair via break-induced replication; DNA replication initiation; DNA strand elongation involved in DNA replication. Gene Ontology annotation, cellular component: nucleus; MCM complex. NCBI's taxonomy places the organism in Eukaryota, Metazoa, Chordata, Actinopteri, Salmoniformes, Salmonidae. The coding region runs from base 179 to 2362 and encodes 727 amino acids. Gene Ontology annotation, molecular function: ATP hydrolysis activity; ATP binding; single-stranded DNA binding. The record is from RefSeq and is a predicted model, not a curated record.